AUGACUGCACAAGGCCCCCUAAAGUCUUCUGAUGCAUGCCAGUCCAAGUGGUCUCGAAUCUGUUCAACCUUCAACAUUGUUAAUAGAUUGGCCAACUAUUCUGGCUUGGAGUUCAGUGCAGAGCUUGGACCCAACAUCACAGAUGCAUCUGAGUCUGUCUGGACAAAACUUGUGAAGAGUAUGCCUCAAGCAAAGCAAUUCAAGAAUAAGGGUUGGCUGCACUACGAUACAUUGAAGGAACUUUUACCAUCAAAGGGAAGGGGGGAUAUUGCUCACCAUGCUACCGCUUGGCCUGCAGCGCCAACCAGAGACCGCAGCUGCAGUACCACCAUGACUGGUACUACUGUUGCACCAAACUUUGAAUUGGAGAAAAUGCUUGACACUAUUGAGCAUCCCAACCCUCAUGUCCCACCGGUGCCAGAUGAACCACCCCUUCCAAUCAGAUUCAUUCCUUCGGACCAACCAAUGUUAUUUACCAGAAAUAACCAAGUUCCAGAGGCUUCCACCACCUCCACAUACUCCACACCAAGUUCAUCGAAGACACUGGGCAAAUACAGGGCUGUAGUUGAUGACGAUGACUCACAGGUCAUAGGCUGCCCUCCUAACUCCACCAAGAUGGCUGUCACCAGUACUUCAACUUCAAAAUCAGUGAAAUCACAGCGCCGCAGCAUCUCAGAUGCCUUUGACCAUAUGAGUGACAAAAUUCAUGGUCUCAAGACAUCCUUUGACAAUGCAACAAGUAUUAUGCAUGAACGCAUGAUGCAUAUGCAUGCACACUCUGUAGAACCUAUCCCGUACGCAAACAAAGGGCGAUUCAGUUAUGAUGCACAUUCAAGCUGA
Molecule: messenger RNA, 840 nt
Organism: Suillus bovinus
Lineage: Eukaryota; Fungi; Basidiomycota; Agaricomycetes; Boletales; Suillaceae
Exons: 5
Coding region: 1-840 (279 amino acids)
Source: RefSeq, a predicted model, not a curated record